Megachile rotundata (alfalfa leafcutting bee) is the source of this 538-nucleotide messenger RNA. RefSeq lists its product as uncharacterized. The record is from RefSeq and is a predicted model, not a curated record. Lineage: Eukaryota; Metazoa; Arthropoda; Insecta; Hymenoptera; Megachilidae.
AUUACUGUGUAAAAUUAAUUAGGUUUAAAUGUUGCUAACUUCAAUACUUUGAUAAAUAAUCAGCUAUAAAAUUAUGAGUACUUAUGUUCCAUAACAAAUUAUGUAUUCAAAAACUAAUGAUUGUUUAGAACAUCCGCUUGGUAUAUUGUGCAGAUGUAGAGAAUAUCAAGAAAUACUAAAUAAAUUUAUGUUUUAUAGCAUUGGUUCGCGACACUAUUCAUUGCCCAAGAUGAAUAUAGAACCAGUUUCUUCAGCAAAGGUUUUAUGGGUAAGAAAUCGUGUAAAAUUAAAUGAAGAGUUUUCGAAACCCUUACUUGAUUAUUCUAAAGAAACAUUAGAUGUUAAUGCUCAAAAUGUAGACCAAAUAUGGAUACCUACAGAACCAGACUUAAUACCAUUAAGACUCAUUAAACUACAACCUUGAUCUUAUGUAGUAAAUAAGUUAUCACAGCUAUUUACACGUUCAAAAUAUAUUAAACAAAUAUAUGUAUCUACAAAAAAUAUCCAAAUUAACAAAGAAUAUAUGCUUAAAUUAAUA